AAUAAUGCUAUGCAUAACUUCAUUUAAAAAUUUGCGCGUGCAGAUGUAAACAGCUCGUAUAUUUCCGGAUGUGACGUUGAAUGACAAAACAAAGAGACAUUUUUAUUGGAUGACGCUGGUAAGUGACGACCCACCUUUGCAAAGGACCAAUGAACCGUAGGAGAGCGCCUCGUCGAAUCUCUCACUCACAGAGGAGGGAUGCACCAAUAGGAGGAGAGUCGAGGCAGAGAACCCAGGGGCAACGGCGAGGCCAAGACAAAGCACAAGUGAGAGAAGUGGAAGAGGAUGAAAGAUGUGAGCAGCAAGUGAAAGAAACAGUGCCCAGGGGGACCUGCCAAACCAUGUGCCCUGCUCGUGAGCUCCGGGACCGUGAAGUGCAGAACCGCCUUCACCGUUUUGAGAUGUUAGCAGGUACAGAAAGAGAUCGACGACCAAAGGGAGACCCCUUGCGUUCUGUCAAGGAGUAUUCCAGACCAGCAGCUGGGAAAGACUUGACAAACUCCGCUGACCUCCGUCCACCUGCUGUGUUGCUGAAAACUGUAUGCUACCUUAUUGAUGACAUUGCUGCCUCCCAUAGUCUGCAUUCUUGGACUGAGGGUUACAGCUUUGUUUUUGAUCGACUGCGUAGUGUGAAGCAAGACAUGAUCAUCCAGAGGGUCUCUGGGUUGCACUGUGUGGCCAUUUUAGAACGAACAGUACGUUUUCUCAUCUAUGCCUCUUAUCGUCUUUGUGGCGAGCCCCUGCGGCUCUACGACCCUCGCAUCAACGACACACAUCUACAAGAGAAUCUGAGUUGGCUGUUGGAUUGCUAUGCAGCUGGAACAGAACCACAUCCCAACCAGGAAGAGUUCCAGGCUCUUGGUCUUCUGUACAACUUGGGUUUGGCUCGUGCCACACAGCACAUCAUGGAGCUCCCUGAUGGGCUCCGCCAUGCUCCUGCCAUCAAGCUUGCUCUGUCCAUCAACCAGGCUUUUCUGGAGCGAAACCCUGUGCGUUUGCUUCGAUUGGCUCAGAGACUGAACUUCCUGCAGUGUUGUGCACUUCACCGGCACCUGGUGAUAUGUCGUAGAGAUCUGCUGCUAGUAUUCAGCCACGGAUAUAGCAGCCGCAACUGUCGCUUUCCUCUUGACAGGCUGGCUCAGCUCCUGUCCUUAGAUACAGCACUUACAAUCCGGCUCUGUAAGGAUUAUGGAGUGGGGGUCAAUCAGGACAAUCAAGUGGUUUUCUCUAAGGCUGCCUUCACUGAGCCUGAACAAGGGAAACUGCGCUGUAAACUGUACCACAGCAUAGUGUCUGAGAAACAGAGAGACCUCACUAUUGGGAGCAUCAUUCAUGGUUGCACUUGAGACAAGUAAAAGGAGUAAAGUAAUGUGAUGCUAUAUUUGUGCUUUAAAUGGUCUGUUAGCUCCUUCUGUCCCUCCACACAGAGGCCACAGUACCAUGGCAGGGAUUUAAACUCUUGUUACAGACACUUCAGCCAUUCCGCUAUUUUGUUGUUCAGAGGUUUCACAUUUCUACUCUUGAUAUUGGGUUUAAGCCUUUGGGCUUCCUUUCAGGAUGCUGAGCACUAAAAUGUUUCACCAGUGGAAUAUUUUAGAUUAUACAUGUUUACGAUUAGGGUCAGGGUUGUUGGUGAGGUAAGGGUCUGCCAUUCUCUAUCUGCAAUGAGUCAGAAGUUCUGGAUGUGCUUUCUCACCCUCAUUAUGCACUUUGUGCCUAAAUUACAACCCCAUAUCAGAAAGAAUAGGGACUGUAUAUAAAUCAAAAUUAAACCUUAAAAUAGUGAAUUGUAAAUCAUCUGUGUCCUGUAUUACAUUGAAAACAAUACAGCAGCAUAUUAUUUGAUGUGAUACCUCAU
Molecule: messenger RNA, 1858 nt
Organism: Monopterus albus (swamp eel)
Lineage: Eukaryota; Metazoa; Chordata; Actinopteri; Synbranchiformes; Synbranchidae
Gene: sac3d1
Product: SAC3 domain containing 1
Exons: 4
Coding region: 150-1346 (398 amino acids)
Biological process (GO): spindle assembly; centrosome duplication
Cellular component (GO): spindle; nucleus; centrosome
Source: RefSeq, a predicted model, not a curated record